AAGUGCCAAGUCAUUAUCGGUUUCUUCUCCAUAUCGUCUAGGUCUUUUAGGAGGAGAGAAGAAAACAUGGCAGAUAACACCAAAAGAAGGAAAAUCGAUAGAGUAGGAUUCCUCAGUGAGCAUGUUAUGGCAUUGAAAGAAGCCAUACAUCCUGAUAUUAUCGUCAAACCUGGUGACAAUAGUUCUGGAAUUCCUUCCCACAAAGCUGUUUUGGCAGUGAAAUCAAAAGUGUUUAGAAACAUGUUGGAGUCUGAUGAAUGCAAAGUUGCACCAGAGAAAUCAAUCAUUAUCCCUGAUCUGAGCUACGAAGAACUCAAGUCACUCCUUGAAUUCUUCUACAGCGGAACCUUGAGCCCUGACAACAAACACAUUCGAGCUCUCUAUCUAGCUGCUGACAAGUAUGACAUUCAGUAUCUCCAAGAUAUUUGCAGAGAUCUUUUGAUCUCUUCAAUGAAUCUCAGCUUUGACAACAUUCUCGACGUCCUCGAACUCUCGACUAUCCCUGCCGACACCCAUCUCAAGGAAGCUGCGCUACUAGUUUUAGCCUCAAGAAACAUACACAUGAUUUUUUCCAAAAGAUUUGAAUCGUUUGCACAUGAGAACCCUCAGCUAAGCUUGGAGAUCACACGAACUUGUUUGAACAAAUUGCAAUCCUACGUAGUCUACUGCAGACAACAUCAUCGGUUUAAGUAAAGCCAUUGGUCGGUUUUCUUUAACUCAAUUUUCUGAUUAGCAUUAGAAAUUAGAUUAUUUAAUGUGUGCGGGUGUUUUUCUUUUUUUUGGGCCUAUGUAAUCAAAUAAUGAAUCCAAAGCUAUUGCUUGUAAUAAUCGCUAUAUUCAAGCUUUACGUGCUUGAAGAUCA
Molecule: messenger RNA, 862 nt
Organism: Arabidopsis lyrata subsp. lyrata
Lineage: Eukaryota; Viridiplantae; Streptophyta; Magnoliopsida; Brassicales; Brassicaceae
Product: BTB/POZ domain-containing protein At1g01640
Exons: 3
Coding region: 67-693 (208 amino acids)
Molecular function (GO): protein binding
Source: RefSeq, a predicted model, not a curated record